CGAUUGUAUUGGUCGGAAAGUAAAAUCCCGUGUAGCUACACAACUUUUUUUUUAAGGUAUCUCACUGGAGGUGGAGAGUUCCUGAUUGUAGUUGGGACGUAGUUAAAAAGUAAUAUUACACAAAAAAUGGGAAACCGAGAUGAUGAAUACGAUUAUUUAUUUAAAGUUGUGCUUAUAGGAGACUCUGGGGUGGGGAAGAGUAACCUCCUGUCCCGUUUUACGAGAAAUGAGUUUAACCUGGAGAGCAAGAGCACCAUUGGGGUGGAGUUUGCCACCCGCAGUUUGCAGGUGGACGGCAAGACCAUCAAGGCUCAGAUUUGGGACACAGCCGGACAGGAGCGCUACAGAGCCAUCACCUCGGCGUAUUAUCGUGGCGCAGUCGGGGCUCUCCUGGUGUACGACAUCGCCAAACACCUAACGUACGAGAAUGUGGAGCGCUGGCUGAAGGAGCUGAGGGAUCACGCCGACAACAACAUUGUCAUCAUGCUUGUCGGCAACAAAAGUGACCUACGGCACCUCAGGGCAGUGCCGACUGACGAAGCUCGAGCCUUCGCAGAAAAAAACACGGUGUCAUUCAUCGAAACCUCCGCCUUGGAUUCCACCAAUGUGGAAGAAGCCUUCAAGAAUAUUCUUACAGAAAUCUACCGCAUUGUAUCUCAGAAGCAAAUAUCAGACAGAUCAGCGCACGAUGAUUCCCCGGGAAACAACGUGGUGGACAUCAGCAUCCCGCCCACCAUUGAUGGACAGAGAGGCAACAAACUAGCAUGCUGCCAAAGCCUGUGAAGCUCCUCCUCCUUUUUCUUUCUCCCUUUUGAUUUUUGAUCAUCCACCUCUUCUUUACUUAGUCUCGCAAGACUGCCGUAUCAGAUGACUCGGCAUUUAUCCGACUUUUUUGCCUUUUACACAGAACUGAACGUGGGCAGGAUUUUUCCUCACAUUGCGUUGUGGCUUCCUGCAAUGUGAUAAUUAGGUGAAUAACAAUUGCUUUCAACACAACAGGACAGGACUCCUCCUCUGUCCGCAUCAUUCCUACAUACAAGACCCGUCCUGCCUCUCAUACUACCUCCAAAGGCUGGCAAUUGCCGAGUCGACUUCCUCCCUCCCAUUCUGUGUUGGUGCUGUUAAUUCACAAUAGUGACAAGGUGGGGAAAGGUGGAAAAGUGCUGGCUUUCACAGGCAGUGUGAAAGGGGCUUAAGUCCAUCACAUGCUGUCACUGACGCCAACAAAGAAGACCCAUUUUGGAUAAACCCAUAUUCCUGUCAUUAACGUUCCUAUUGACCCACUUGUGUGAGAGCGGUGGCGAGGGAUCUGAGUGUUCCAUGAUUUUUACCUUUUUUGCACUGACAUGUGACACACCGUGCUGCAAAUUCUGUCUUCUGAAGUGAGAGAAGUUUGGCGGGGAGAGGCGACGAGGAGUCCACACGAGCCAGGAAGUAGACCGGCUGUGACUGUCUUGACUCAAUAUGCAAGAAGGAAGAAACCAUUCAAGUUUUAAAAUCACACCAAAGGACGACAGAUGCAAUCAUUAGCACAACUGGCAAAGCUUUUUGCAAGCAUGAUCGAAUGUGAGUUAGUGUUUAUAUUUGGGCUUUGUGUGUGUGUGUGUAUGUACCACUUUGAGAGUUAAAAACCAUUUGCACUCCCAAUCAUUUCAGUGUCUCAAAUUCAGAUGUCCUUUUACACUGGUGUGACCUUUUCAGGAAUAAAUGUGUCAUCUGAUAACGUUUUAUGUGGGAACAUGAAUAACACUCCCUCUUGAGAAAUAUCCAGUAAAUGUAAUUUGUUGAGGAAAAGAACCUGGAAGCAUGUGUGACUUAUUGCGUCAAGACAUUUCACAUUUCUUCUGUACUUUGGGACUGAAAAUUGCUGAUGCGUCAAUAAAGCCAAUCUGCAUGAUGGUGUAUCCAACUUAUUUUUGGA
Dunckerocampus dactyliophorus (ringed pipefish) is the source of this 1921-nucleotide messenger RNA. RefSeq names its product ras-related protein Rab-11B-like. Gene Ontology annotation, cellular component: recycling endosome. Gene Ontology annotation, molecular function: GTPase activity; GTP binding. Gene Ontology annotation, biological process: regulated exocytosis; constitutive secretory pathway. Lineage: Eukaryota; Metazoa; Chordata; Actinopteri; Syngnathiformes; Syngnathidae. The record is from RefSeq and is a predicted model, not a curated record. The coding region runs from base 127 to 783 and encodes 218 amino acids. The transcript is spliced from 5 exons.